GGGAGGGCCCGGCCGUAGCCGCUGCCACCCUGCUGGCGAAGGUCCCGGUGGAGGGAGCGGGCUCUGGGCCGUCGCUCUGCCUCGCCCCCCUUCCCUUCCUCCCCGCCGCCGCCUGAGGUGAGUGUCACUGAGGACACCUCUGUAAAGCUGACCACAUUAAACCAGCAGUGAGUACUGUAAUGACUUACGUUGCAAAGAAGUGCGGCAUCUGCUUUCAGCCUCCAUCCAUUAUCCUGAUCUACAAAGAAGACAACAAGGAUAAGACUCGGCAGCGCAUCAUGCCUGUCAGAAACUUCUCCAAGUUCUCAGACUGCAGCAUGGCUGCUGAGCAGCUGAAGAACCACCCUCGGCACAAGGCUUACCUAGAAGGAGUCUCACUGCAUCAGCUAAAGAAGCUGUACAGUUUGCUGAGAGGUCAUCUGGGAGGAGAGAGCCUGGCUGAGAGCUUGGAGAAGUUUCAGCGAAAAGAGACAAUUGACCCCGAAGAAGAUAUGAACAAACUAGAUGACAAGGAACUAGCCAAAAGGAAGAGAAUCAUGGAUGAGCUCUUUGAAAAGAACAGGAAGAAGACAGACGACCCAGAUUUCACCUAUGACAUUGAGGUUGAGUUUCCACAGGAUGAGCAGCUGGAGUCCUGUGGCUGGGACAUGGAGUCAGGGGAAGAAAUCUGAUUCUGGACAAAGAUGUCUUGGACAGGCAGUUCAGAGACAAGUCCCUCAGUCUCAACAGAAAGGCUCAGCAUACGGAUUCUGUUGCAUCAUUUUCACUUCAUGCAUUGAUGCACCUCACAGCUAUGGAGAACUCAAGGCCUAAGGUGCUAUGGCAAUUCCAUGUUUAAGUGAACUUCGUUUAAGAAGCCAGACUUGAUGAAAUGGAAAUUGGGCAGCUGGACUUAUUGGCUGUUUUUAGUCUUUUCCUAUGUGUGAGUGCCUAAAAUAAUUUGAAAUUAUUAAAUCCUCUGUUCACAUUUCAGUCAGCUUUGGCUGAAAACCUCACCAGCUUACCAUGAUUUCUAUUCAGCUUAAUCUGAAAAUGAAGCCUUAAAUAUCUAUGUCUUGAAAGCAGUGUUAAAGCUUUAUUGUAUACAUAUGGUGUUUAUUAUUACUUGUUGGAACAUUAAAUAUGUGCUAGUCUUUCUGGAUGAACCAACA
Molecule: messenger RNA, 1151 nt
Organism: Phalacrocorax carbo (great cormorant)
Lineage: Eukaryota; Metazoa; Chordata; Aves; Suliformes; Phalacrocoracidae
Source: RefSeq, a predicted model, not a curated record